Vespula pensylvanica (western yellowjacket) is the source of this 3064-nucleotide messenger RNA. RefSeq names its product protein O-mannosyl-transferase TMTC2-like (gene Tmtc2). Lineage: Eukaryota; Metazoa; Arthropoda; Insecta; Hymenoptera; Vespidae. Gene Ontology annotation, cellular component: endoplasmic reticulum membrane. The coding region runs from base 160 to 2706 and encodes 848 amino acids. Gene Ontology annotation, biological process: protein O-linked glycosylation via mannose. The transcript has 11 exons. Gene Ontology annotation, molecular function: mannosyltransferase activity; protein binding. The record is from RefSeq and is a predicted model, not a curated record.
GAAAGGGAGAGGAAAAGUAAGAGAAGAGGAGGAGGAGGAGGAGGAGGAGGAGGAACUGGAGGAGCUGGAAGAGGAGGAAGGCCCGUGGACGUGCAACAAGUUAAGAAGCCGCCGUCGACGUCGCUGCAGCCGGCACCGUCGUCCUCGGCACGAUGUGACAUGGAUAUCCUAGCCGUAGCCUGCGCCCUCGUCGCGACGGCCCUCUACUGCAACACCCUGCAAGCGGGUUUCGUCUACGAUGAUCGAAGGGCUAUCUUGACGAAUCCAGACCUGCUAUCAAGCACGCCAUGGUAUCAGCUAUUGGAAAAUGAUUUUUGGGGAACACCUUUAAGGGAUAGUGGUUCUCAUGGCAGUUAUCGACCACUUUGCGUCGCAACGUUUCGCUUAAAUCAUCUCUUCGGUAAUCUCGAUCCAUGGGGUUAUCAUUUAGUGAACGUCGUAUUGCACGCAGCCUGCACAAUUCUCGUCGUCAGGGUCGCCAGGAAGGUUCUACCAGGGAGAAACAAUCUCGGUCACGCGAUCACUGGUUUCCUUUUCGCGGUUCAUCCUAUUCACAGUGAAGCCGUGGCCGGAAUAGUUGGUCGUGCCGACCUCCUAGCUUGUUUCCUGACCUUGACGGCCUUUCUGGCAUACUCCACGUACUGUGACCAAAGCAGAUCACCGUUCCUACUCUUACUGGCUUUGAUAUCGUCGACCCUGGCAACACUCGCCAAAGAGACUGGUAUAUCCUCGCUGGCCCUUUGCCUCUUGUGGGAACUCUGUCGUGGCGAGCCAAAUCGAAAGGUGAACUGUGGAUGGUGGACACGUGGUCGUAGUCUAGGCAUUCUAUCGGGUACCUUAGCCCUUUUGGUAGUGGGUCGUCUAAGGAUCGCUGGCUCGAGGCCCGAGUUUGCAAGCGCGGACAAUCCAACGGCAAGACAUCCGUCGCGUUUGACGCGGGGCUUGACGUUCCUUUACCUUCCUGCGGCCAGUGCUAGAAUGUUGCUGUGUCCGAGCACAUUGAGUUUCGAUUGGUCGAUGGACGCCGUACCACGGAUCACUAGUCUCCUAGACUCGAGGAAUCUCGAAUCGGCCUGUCUUUAUACGGUACUAGCAGGAGCAGCAUUUUGGGCAGCUAAAGGAUUAAGACGUGGUAUCAAAGAGAGUGGCUCUACUAGUAGCGUUCAAGUUCAGAUUUAUCAACGAAACGUCUCGACGAGGUGUCCAGUUUGUGCUGGAAGGCGAACGGGUGGCUGUCACACCGAUGGCUGUCGUGCAGCUAACAACAACAAUAACGGACCGAUCGGUGAUUGUCAUUGCGUGAAAAGAGCUAUGAACGUGUCCUGUGGACAAACUUAUGGAUUUUCUAAUAUCAACGCAAGCAAUCAGAAACGAAUUGCAGCUACGUCGAUCGCGAUAUCCUUAGGUUUUCUCGUGCUUCCCUUCCUCCCAGCCAGCAAUCUCUUCUUUUAUGUUGGAUUCGUCAUCGCGGAGAGAAUACUCUAUCUACCAAGCGUGGGUGCGUGUCUCAUCGUUGGUGCUGCUAUCUCGGCAUGCUACAGAAUCGCUAGAAGAUACGGAUCAAGGACACGUGGUAGAGCCGUUUUACUUGCUACAGCGAUCCUCAUUGGACUUAUGUCUGCUAAGACUCUUUUACGUAAUACCGAUUGGUACGACGAAGAAAGUCUUUACAAGUCUGCUCUUCACGUCAAUCCGCCUAAAGCUUACGGUAAUUUGGGAAGCGUUCUCAGUGCUCAGGGACGCGUGGCCGAAGCCGAGGAAGCAUUCACGCAGGCACUUCGAUAUCGACCGAAUAUGGCGGACGUACACUACAAUCUAGGAAUCCUUCAACAAGACAGAAAGAAUUACGAGGAAGCCAUAUUAAGCUACCAACGUGCGAUUCAUUUUCGACCUUCGCUGGCACAAGCUUACGUGAAUCUGGGAGCCGCCCUUCUCUCGGUAGGACGAGGCACCGAGGCAGCUGCGGUUUUACGUGCCGGUGCAUCCCUGGACGGUUCCGGUCUCAAGGACAAAAGGACUCACGAGGCAGCUAGGGUGCAAGCACUCCUUCAAUUAGGAGCGCUCUAUGCCGAUCAGGGUAGAUUACAGAGAGCCCUGUCUGCGUAUAGAGAAGCUCUACACGCCUUACCGGAUCACUAUCCACCUCAGAGCGUUUACAAUCUACUGGGAGAGACGUUGUCGAGGCUGCAACAGUAUGCCGAGGCUGAGAGAUGGUUCCAAGCGAGUUUGGCCAGCCAGCCUGACCAUGUGCCGGCCCACAUCACUUACGGAAAACUUCUGGCUCGAAACUCGAGUCGCAUCCUGGAAGCCGAGAGAUGGUUCCUGAGAGCCCGUAGGUUAGCGCCGGACGAUCCGAGCGUACACCAUCAUUACGGGAUAUUCCUGACGUCACAAGGAAGAUUAGCAGAAGCUGCGGAAGAACAGUUAAGAGCCGCUGAACUUUCGAGAUCGGACUAUGAGCUCUCGGUUGCAGCUGCAUCGGCUCUUCGUCAAGCGGAUCGUCGUGACGAAGCUGAGAUCUGGUAUAGGCACGCAGCGAAUUUGAGGCCGCACGAGGCACGAAGCCAUACGAAUCUUGGUGCGAUCCUUCACCUGAAUGGGAAAUACAAGCAGGCGGCCGCUGCUUAUAGGGAAGCUUUAAGGUUGCAACCAGGUGACGCCACGACCAUAACGAAUCUCCAUAAAUUGGCGGCUCUCUUGGCGUGACCGAACAACAAUAACUACCAUCUGAUUUAUUGGUCAAGCGACUAUCAUCAUCGUCAUAAUCACGAGGACAAAACUCCGUUAUGUCGUUGUUGUUGUUGUUGUACGAUAAAAAAAAAGACCCAUUCUAUUCAAAACCCAAAAAAAUCACUUACCGUCAACGUCGAUUCCCCGUGGACGCUACGACUUUACCAAAAAUCUAUCCCCGAUAUUCGUUUGUAUAUCCGUCGGUGUGCACGACGACGUCACGAAGCCGAAGAACUCGCUUCCACUUCGAUGACGUCGUCGCGACGCCGAGACUUGUAUCUCGCCUGCUAUGGUAUGUAAAGAAUAAAGCUUCAAUUAUUUUUCUCUAACAUAA